This is a messenger RNA of Puccinia graminis f. sp. tritici CRL 75-36-700-3, 826 nucleotides long. RefSeq lists its product as uncharacterized. Bases 84 to 743 code for a protein of 219 amino acids. Lineage: Eukaryota; Fungi; Basidiomycota; Pucciniomycetes; Pucciniales; Pucciniaceae. The record is from RefSeq and is a predicted model, not a curated record. The transcript is spliced from 5 exons.
GGUCAAUCACCAUAAAAGACUGGGGUGGUGGGCUGCUUCUUUCCCCACUCAUCCCUUCCACACUCCACUCUCGCCAUCCAUCCAUGCAGUUCCUAUCCACUUUCGUCAGCCUAUCGGCAUGCUUAUUGCUUUCUACUCAAAUCGGCGCAAGCCCACACAAGGCCGACCCUAAUCCCCUGAACCAAGUCUACAUAAUGAAGCAACAGAUUGACUAUUCCAGAGGGUUUUUGGAUGUCUUUGGCCAAGACGGCACCGUCGUUUACCGUUUUGCUAAGAAUGUGCAAGACCCUCUCCAAGGGGAUAGCAAAACUGUGCUCAUGACCCCAUCUCUCGAAUUGUUGUCUGCCCUGGGAUCGACGAAUGAUAUCUGCGGCCACAAGACAACCUACACCGAGUACGAUUUACCCUUAUCGUCAAAAAAGCAUUUCACCAUCGACCCUAAUGGUUUACUCAAAGACGAAUGGACAUUCAACUUCGUCGAUCGCUCUGGCAAACGACAAAACUUUAAGUUUAACCGAAACUUCUCGAGCAAAGAGGGUAAAAUUUACCCUCAGAUCAAGGGCGAAGACGGCGAGCUGAUCGCCGAGCUCAGAGAUCAAGAGCGAACGGACGCCUUCCUGACCACCCCCUCAGUACACGAGGUCGCAACUUAUACGCUCUUUUGCACGGCCGAUUCUCCACAGUUUGAAUUGGUCUUCUUGAUGGGCUUGGUUUUGAGCCGAGUUCACGAGUGCGGAAUUUAAUAACUUUUAUAUAGCUCCCUUACCACUUAAGAGCAUACGAAUUAAGAUCCUAUCAACCUGAACACUCAACCAAACAUAAUCAU